AUCAUUCCGGAUUUUGCCCCUAGGGCUCGGUUAUCACUUCUUCCAUCAAACUUUAGCUAGUUUCGAUCCUUCUUCUCUCAACAGUUGAAGUUGAAGCAAUUGUAAGAAUGGACGCGACUUUGCUCAACGGAUUAGACUCGCCUCACUCGAUGGGGACCACCAUUAUCGGCGUCACCUACAACGGUGGUGUCGUCCUCGGUGCCGAUUCUCGUACCAGCACAGGAAUGUAUGUGGCGAAUAGGGCAUCAGAUAAGAUCACUAAGCUCACCGACAAUGUCUACGUUUGUCGCUCGGGUUCGGCUGCAGAUUCGCAAAUUGUUUCAGACUAUGUUCGUUACUUUCUCCACCAACACACGAUACAACUUGGGCAGCCUGCAACUGUCAAGGUUGCUGCAAACCUGGUCAGAUUAUUAGCCUACAAUAACAAGAAUAUGCUACAAACUGGUCUUAUUGUUGGUGGGUGGGACAAACACGAAGGUGGCAAAAUAUAUGGGGUGCCCCUUGGAGGCACAGUAUUGGAGCAGCCUUUUGCAAUUGGAGGAUCUGGUUCUUCCUAUUUGUAUGGCUUCUUUGAUCAAGCAUGGAAGGAAGGAAUGACCCGUGAAGAGGCUGAGAAAUUGGUGGUCAAGGCCGUGUCUCUUGCCAUUGCUCGGGAUGGUGCUAGUGGUGGAGUUGUUCGGACUGUAACUAUAAACUCAGAAGGCGUUGAAAGGAAAUUCUAUCCUGGUGACACACUUCCUCUAUGGCAUGAAGAGAUGGAGGCACAUAAUUCUCUCCUCGAUAUUUUGCCUUCAACCAGUCCUGAGCCAAUGGUUAGUUGAACCAACGCAGGGCAUCUCUCGCUAAGGCACACCGGACGCUUUCCUCACUCUAUGUUGCCGUAGCCUUGCCGCCCUUAACUUUAUUUCCUUUUGGGAUCAAUAGCUGUCCAAACUGAUAUUUGUAUUCAUGUUUCCUACUUCAAAAAUCAAAACCACCAGUUUCUGAAUGUAACUCUAUUUUCACUUUGUGGAUUUUAUAAGUUGAGUUUUAACAUUUGAUUAAAUGAGUACUAUUUAGCUCCGGUAU
Messenger RNA from Ipomoea nil (Japanese morning glory), 1068 nucleotides. Its product is annotated as proteasome subunit beta type-6. Bases 108 to 821 code for a protein of 237 amino acids. Gene Ontology annotation, cellular component: proteasome core complex. Gene Ontology annotation, molecular function: threonine-type endopeptidase activity. Lineage: Eukaryota; Viridiplantae; Streptophyta; Magnoliopsida; Solanales; Convolvulaceae. The record is from RefSeq and is a predicted model, not a curated record. The transcript is spliced from 8 exons.